CUCGGGUGCACACGCGUUCAUUAAAAGCUUCUACGGGUUGCCAGUAUAUUAGCAGCAUCAUUGUGAACGUGAAGUGACCAACUGAUUGAAAGAAAACAUCUUAUUAACGUCUUGACAAAAUCGACCCACAAUCAACGUAAAAUUUGUUUGAUCAGGAUGAGACGAGAACGUUUUAAAUUGUUACUGAAAGAGAAUCUUCUAACGUUACUCACCAUCAUUGGCGUAAUUGUAGGAAUUAUCCUUGGCAUUGGGCUGCGAAGAGUUCCUGCCGAAGGGGAAAAAUGGUCUCCACGAGAUGUCGCCUAUAUUAACUUCAUUGGAGACAUUUUUCUACGAAUGCUUAAAGCAUUGAUUCUUCCACUAAUUAUAACGUCAUUAAUAUCUGCUGUUGGUUCGCUGGAUCUAUCGUUAUCCGGAAAAAUUGGUGGCAGAGCAGUUCUUUAUUAUAUUGUAACGACAAUCAUGGCAGUAAUUUUGGGAAUUAUUUUGGUAACCACAAUCCAGCCAGGCAAAGGAGCAGAAGCUUCCAGCGGAGAAGUAACGGGAGAAUCGAGAAAUGUUACCACAGCAGACACGUUGCUCGAUUUGAUACGAAAUAUGUUUCCACCGAAUCUUGUACAAGCAUGUCUACAACAGUUCCAAACGAUUCUAAUUCCACCGAAAAGCAAUCCCAAUGAACUUGACCUCAAUUUAUGGUCUGUUAGUGGAAAAUAUUCUGACGGAAUGAAUAUCAUCGGGUUGGUAGUUGCAGCGAUUGUUUUCGGAAUAGCAUUGAGUUCGUUGAAAGAGGAAGUACAAAUAGUACUAAGAUUUUUUCAACAGUUAUCGCAUACUGUAAUGAAAAUCACUGGAUGGGUUAUCUGGUUAUCACCAAUUGGAGUGCUUUUUCUAAUAACAGCCAAACUUCUCGAAAUGGAUGAUCUUGGCGUGGUUUUUGGGAAAUUAGGACUAUAUUUUGCCGUCACCGCAGGAGGUAUAUUAUUCCACGGAUUUGUAAUAUUACCAACAAUACUAUUUGUUUUUACCCGGAAAAAUCCUGCGCGAUUUAUUGCCAAUAUGGGUCAGGCUAUUGCAACGGCCUUUGGAACAUCAUCCAGUUCGGCUACGCUGCCUGUUACAAUGCAGUGUUUGGAAGAAAAGAAUCAUGUCGACCCUCGAGUUUCUCGAUUUGUUUUGCCAAUAGGAGCAACAAUCAAUAUGGAUGGUACAGCACUUUAUGAAGCAGUGGCAGCCAUUUUCAUUGCACAACUGAGAGGUCUUUCGCUAUCAUUUGGUAACAUCGUUGCUAUUAGCAUUACAGCGACUGCAGCUAGCAUAGGUGCUGCCGGUAUUCCACAAGCAGGUCUUGUUACUCUGGUUAUGGUGUUGGAUACUGUUGGACUACCAGCAGAGGAUGUGUCUCUUAUUAUCGCUGUUGACUGGUUAUUGGAUCGUUUCCGCACGGUGGUAAAUGUACUUGGUGAUAGCUUUGGUGCAGCAAUUGUAGCACACUACAGUCAGAAGGAGCUAGCUGCUAUCCCAACCAGUGAAGAGAAUCGAAAAGUUUUGCGAAAUUCAGUAGCGAACAGUGCAGAAACUGUUCUAUUUGAAGAAAGGCUAUAAAGUUGAAGGGCAGGGAGAGUAUUAAAGAGAGAUGUAUAAAAAUAGAUUUUCUCGUAACUAAAGAUGUACUUUAACUGAAAUGUUAUUUAAUAUAUUUCUAAUGAAAGUAGAUAAUUAAAUGGUAUUUUUACAGUUUUUGAACACAAAUUCUCAUAACUUCAUGUUUUUACAGAAUC
Messenger RNA from Sabethes cyaneus, 1778 nucleotides. RefSeq names its product excitatory amino acid transporter 3-like. The coding region runs from base 157 to 1602 and encodes 481 amino acids. Gene Ontology annotation, molecular function: L-glutamate transmembrane transporter activity; glutamate:sodium symporter activity; neutral L-amino acid transmembrane transporter activity. Gene Ontology annotation, biological process: L-glutamate transmembrane transport. Lineage: Eukaryota; Metazoa; Arthropoda; Insecta; Diptera; Culicidae. The transcript is spliced from 4 exons. Gene Ontology annotation, cellular component: plasma membrane. The record is from RefSeq and is a predicted model, not a curated record.